GGAAGUGCGUCAGAAGGUCAGCGCGGCAAGAUGGCGGCGACCGUGUGUCGGUGGAGACAGCAAUAUGUCAGGAGUAGUUUUCUGCUACUGGCCUCGCGACCCUGUUUUUCUGUCUAUGACAGAUCCACUGUCCACAGGAUAUGUGGGUCCAUCACAAGUUCUUCACAGGUACGUUAUUCAUCAAGAGGUGGGGAUGGAGGACGGAAAGGCUUCUUGGGGAAGUUUCUGGACAGCCUGACGCAGGAGCUGAACAAGAAUAAAGAGAUGAAAGAGAACAUCAAGAAGUUUCGCGAGGAGGCCAAAAAGCUAGAAGAAUCAGAUGCUCUUCAGCAAGCUAGACGAAAAUAUAAAACUAUAGAAUCUGAAACAUUUAAGACCUCUGAGGUGCUGAAGAAGAAGCUGGGUACAAUAUCGGAGACAAUGAAAGAGGGGUUGGAAGAGGUCAGCCGCACAGAUAUCGGGAAGAAAAUAAAGGAAGGAGUGGAGGAGGCAGCAAAAACAGCCAAGCAGUCAGCGGAGAGCGUCUCGAAGAGCGGAGAGAAGCUGGGGAAAACAGGAGCCUUUCGAGCAAUCUCACAGGGUAUGGAGAGUGUGAAAAAGGAGAUUGGUGAUAUCGGCCAUGAUGGACCUUACAGACCACCCACCAGGUUAAGGAAGAGGAGCGACUUCUCCUCCAAAGCCACGGGAGCUGAUGACAAGGUGUUUGAAGCCAACGAGGAGGCAAUGGGGGUUGUUCUUCACAAAGACUCAAAAUGGUAUCAGCAGUGGAAGGACUUCAAGGACAACAAUGCAGUUUUUAACAGAUUCUUUGAAAUGAAGAUGAAAUAUGAUGAAAGUGACAACGCCUUCAUCAGAGCAUCCCGUGCCGUCACAGACAAGAUGACUGACCUCAUAGGUGGUUUAUUCUCCAAGACUGAGAUGUCUGAAGUCCUUACAGAAAUCCUGAAGGUGGACCCCAACUUCGACAAGGACUCUUUCCUCAAACAGUGUGAGAAGGACAUCAUCCCUAACAUCCUAGAGGCCAUGAUUCAAGGAGAACUGGAGGUCCUGAAAGACUGGUGCUAUGAAGCUAAUUACAGCGUGCUGGCUCAUCCCAUCCAGCAGGCCAAAGCAAUGGGGCUGCAGUUUCACUCCAAGAUUCUGGAUAUUGAUAACAUAGAUCUAGCUAUGGGGAAGAUGAUGGAGCAGGGUCCCGUACUCAUCAUCACCUUCCAGGCUCAGCUGGUGAUGGUGAUCCGAAACACAAAGGGUGAAGUGGUGGAGGGCGACCCGGAGAAGGUGAUCAAGAUGAUGUACGUUUGGGCCUUGUGUCGGGACCCGGAGGAGUUUAACCCUUACGCUGCCUGGAGGCUCCUGGACUUUUCAGCAUCCAGUACAGUGCAGCCCCUGUGAGGAGCUUCAGCACGCAGUUUAGGAUUUGGGAGGCAGGGAAGAAGGCAGUCCUCACAAACACACACAUAUAUAACACACACACACACACAGCACACACAAUUACAAACAGUCCUGGGGCUUUUUCUGUCUAUCCAGAAGCCCCUGAUCUGCAGUCUGAUGCUUUCCGGAGAAGACUGACUGGCUGCAGGGUUUGAAUUGCUACCAUCAGUGCAGGGAGGCACAGCCCACUGACCUACUCUGUCACCGGACUGAAAGUGAUGUCACACGGUUGGAUGCUCAUGAGACUCUCGGCUAAUUCUCUUGUAUUGUUCUGCUCACUGGAUGCCCGAAAAUAGAGAUUGAGAAACUCUGCUUUUGUGUGUUUCGCUUUCUCCCUACCUGAUAGGGGUUGGUGUGGGAAAAUGAAUUAUAAAAAAGUGCCAUCAGGGACUGUGAGGUAUAAUUAGAUCUGCUAACAGUCAAUGGAUGCUAGCUGGGCCAGCCCUUAGCAUAAUACUAUAGGUAGCUUCCAUUUAUUGUUAGCAGAGAGCAGUUUUUCUAUCUGUUUAAAGAUCUGCUCAGGCGGUUGACAGCUGAAUAAGGUUUUAAUUAGGAUUCAUAUUAAAUAAAGUGGCUUAUGUUUUAUCUGGUUAAUCAUUACAGUUGAUAGAAACAAUCUGAUAUGUUCCAAGCUAGUGUAUGGAUAUAAAGGAACAAGCCAAAGUUUUGACAGAGAAUCUCCUGUUUCAGAAGCCUUUUCUAUGGCUAUGUUCACACAGCAGGUAAAAAAGACUGAAUCUGGUGUUUAUUUUAGGCUGUUUACACUGUCUUUUUUUAAUUGGAUCCAUAUAUGACAUUUGUCUGAAUAGUUAGUCAAGUUUUGGUUUCAUCUUUUUCAACAUGACAGAAGCCAUCAAGGACCCUGUUUAUCUAUUUCUUUAGAGCACAAGCCUAAGAAUUUGGUUUGAACAGAGGCAUCACCCUAAAUGUGUAAUGUCUGUCCUCAGUGAGAGGAAGUUAUCCCUCCCUCAUGCUGUCUUCAUUUUCCUGUCUGUUCACAUCAAAUUUCACUUCUCAUUAUCGUCUUUUUUCCUGAAUUAGGAUCUGUCUGUUUAAACUAAGGCAGAUAAAAAAAGAUUGGAUUUGGUCCACUUUUACUUGCUGUGUGAUUCUAGCCUAAAACAAAUCUGCACAAAUAUACUAUAUUCCCUUCAGUUUAUAAUAUUACGCAAGAUAAAUUGCAGCCCUUCUGAUCAUAGACUCUGUAAGAACACCAGAAAAGCCAGUGGUUUUUAAAAAAAAAGUUAUUUUUAAAAGUUCACCAGUUUAAAAAAACUAAAUCACUGCAAAGCCAACCACCACUGAUAAUAUAUAAAAAGUAUCACCCAAUUGUGAAUGUGUUUUAAUAUUUACAAUGUUUAAUGUAAAAGCUACCAGUGAAGCAUAAGAUCAUUUGUCUAAACUGUCGGACGUGUCCUUCAAGACCUGCCUUAACAUUCUCUCCUAGUGGAGUAGUGGUUUCAGCUGAGCAUAAGUAUGGAAGUGUAUUGUACUGUGUAUUUUCUAGUCCAAUAAAGCCUCGAUUGUGUGGGGCUAAAAAUG
Molecule: messenger RNA, 2973 nt
Organism: Astyanax mexicanus (Mexican tetra)
Lineage: Eukaryota; Metazoa; Chordata; Actinopteri; Characiformes; Acestrorhamphidae
Gene: timm44
Product: translocase of inner mitochondrial membrane 44 homolog (yeast)
Exons: 13
Coding region: 31-1392 (453 amino acids)
Biological process (GO): protein import into mitochondrial matrix
Cellular component (GO): mitochondrial inner membrane
Molecular function (GO): protein-folding chaperone binding
Source: RefSeq, a predicted model, not a curated record